CAUUGUCACCCUGUUAGAAAUCAUGUUCGCAAAAUAAAAGAGAAUCAUCAUCAUUCAUAAAUCCUAAGUCCUAAGUCGAGACAAAACUAGAGUUCAAACGAGAGAUACAGUUCUUCAUCAUGCCGGAAUCCGAUCGUCCCGCGGGAACGCCCCCUCCCUCACCCGCCCAACCGGGUUGGGGCGCUGUGAAAGAGCAUAUCUUGGCCAACAAGAUCACGUUCGGGAUGUUCUGCACGCGAUUGCUGACCUUGUUCUUCACGCUCAACUAUUUCCUGCCCAUCUUCUUGACGCACUCCUCGCAAUGCUACUCCAAGGCCCUGAUGGCCAAUGCGGCCACGUCGGCCCUGCGGCUUCAUCAGCGCAUUCCCCGGGUCCAGUUCAAUCGCGCCUUCUUGGGCACCAUCUUCUUGGAGGAUUCGGCGCAUUACGUCCUGUACAGUCUGAUCUUUAUCUUCGGCCAACCGUUGACCAUGGCCUUGGUGCCUUGUGUCCUGUUUGCCGUCCUGCAUGCCGCCUCCUACUUCUUGACCUUACUCGAUCGGAUGGGUCAACAGAACUCGUUUUGGGGCGCCCGCAUGUUGAUCUCGUUCGUGGAGUUCCAAUCCCGCAAUAGCUUGAGGAUGGCCGCUUUCACCGAGAUCUUUCUCAUGCCCACGGUGGUCGUGUUCAUCUUCGUGGGACGGACCAACUUAUUCACGCCCUUCAUGUACUAUCGGUUCCUGACGUUGCGCUAUGCCUCCCGGCGGAACCCGUAUACCCGAGCCGUGUUUAUGGAGCUCCGAUUGUCUCUGGAACAAGCCGUUCAAUCGCCGCGAAUCCCCGACGGGGUUCGAACCUUGACGCACAAGGCCAUUGCCUUGGUCUCGAGCUUGGCGCCGGUCUACGCUCCCGAGCAUUGAUAGUCAACUAUUCUAAUCCUGUACAAUUAUUCGAUAUCGAUGUCAUUCCCGUUCCUUUGUCCCUCACGUGAUUUUCCAGACAACUGUACCAAGAAUUACAACAACACUCACCACUCACCCGCUGGCAUUAAAAUGAUUCUGGCCCAGACCUGCUGCCAUUGAACGUCAUAUCCCGAUUUUGUUCCAGAA
Molecule: messenger RNA, 1088 nt
Organism: Tigriopus californicus
Lineage: Eukaryota; Metazoa; Arthropoda; Copepoda; Harpacticoida; Harpacticidae
Gene: Kr-h2
Product: Krueppel homolog 2-like
Exons: 1
Coding region: 120-899 (259 amino acids)
Biological process (GO): membrane organization; endoplasmic reticulum tubular network organization
Cellular component (GO): membrane; endoplasmic reticulum
Source: RefSeq, a predicted model, not a curated record